AUGGACGGGGCGGCUUGGAGCGGAGUCCUGGCCGCGUUGGUGGUUUGCUGGUUGGCGGUGGGCGCCGGGGGCUCCCCGACGCCGCCAUCCCCCGCGGGGGGAGUCCCCCCGGACACCUGCACGUCCUGCGGCUUCCGGCGGCCCGAGGAGCCAGGCAAGGUGGACGGGGAUUUCCUGGAGGCGGUGAAGCGGCACAUCCUGAGCCGGCUUCAGCUGCGGGACCGGCCCAACAUCACCCACGCCGUGCCCAAGGCGGCCAUGGUCACGGCGCUGCGCAAGCUGCACGCCGGCAGGGUGCGGGAGGACGGCCGGGUGGAGAUCCCCAGCCUGGACGGGCAGGCGAGCGGCGGACCCCCGCUGCACGAGCAAGUGUCCGAGAUCAUCAGCUUCGCCGAGACAGAUGAUCUGGCCUCAUCUAGAGUCCGCCUCUAUUUCUUCAUCUCAAAUGAAGGGAACCAGAACUUGUUUGUCGUUCAAGCCAGCCUAUGGCUUUAUUUGAAGCUGCUUCCGUAUGUCUUAGAGAAAGGCAGCAGGCGAAAAGUAAGAGUCAAAGUCUAUUUUCAAGACCUGGACACUAGCAACAAGUGGAAUGUGGUUGAAAAGAAAGUUGAUCUCAAAAGAAGUGGUUGGCACACUUUUCCCAUGACAGAGGCGAUCCAGUCUCUGUUUGAGAAAGGAGAAAGGAGACUGAACCUGGAUGUUCAAUGUGAGGGCUGUGAAGAGUAUUCAGUGCUGCCAAUUUAUGUGGACCCUGGGGAGGAAUCACACCGGCCUUUUUUAGUGGUGCAAGCCCGAUUAGCUGAUAACAAACAUAGGAUCCGGAAAAGAGGCCUGGAGUGUGAUGGCAGGACCAACCUAUGUUGCAGGCAACAGUUUUACAUUGACUUCAGACUCAUUGGGUGGAAUGACUGGAUCAUAGCGCCAUCAGGUUACUAUGGGAAUUACUGUGAAGGGAGCUGCCCAGCCUACUUGGCUGGAGUCCCAGGAUCAGCUUCCUCUUUUCACACUGCAGUAGUGAAUCAGUACCGCAUGCGAGGGCUGAACCCAGGCACCGUGAACUCCUGUUGCAUUCCAACCAAACUUAGCACAAUGUCAAUGCUGUACUUUGAUGAUGAAUACAACAUUGUGAAAAGGGACGUUCCCAAUAUGAUUGUGGAAGAAUGUGGUUGUGCUUGAUUUAAGGUGUGUUUCCGGGGGGAGAAAGAGAACAUUCCCGUACUAGAUGGUAUUGGAGGAAGUUUCACUGUGUAUCCAGGCAUCGGUGUUAAGUCACUGUGGAAAAGUCUGGCCAAAAAAAAGUUUCACAUUGGUGUCAGGACAGUGACAAUUUGUGGAUCUUGGACAUUUAAAUAUUCUACCACUUAUAAACUAAUGCUAUGAAAUACUUUACACACACACACACACACACACACACACACACACACACACACACACACACACACACACACACACACACACACACACACACACACACACACACGAUACAAGUAACAGGAAGUCAGUCACCAGUGACAACAUAACUAAAAUGCCUGCCAGUACAAGUGAAUGGCCAAGCAGCUGUUUCUCCACCUGCCUGGGAAGUCAGACUGAAAAGAGCUCUAUGUGCUCAUGCAAAAGAACACAAAAAAGAGAGAACAUAAUAUAUUCUUGCACGCAGGUGUCAAAAUCACCAAAUUUAAAAAUUGCCAUCACCUCUUAGGUCCAAAGGGAAGCCGCAGUCCACCUGCCUAUGCAGGUGAUCCCUUCCUCUUAAUUUAAAAAUCUCCUCAUGUAAACGCCACACAUAUCCUUAUCUUCCAACAGCACUUCCAGUACGGAAUAUCAUAUGAGAACAUGAGAGAGACACAUACGCAGCUACGGCUGAGACUGUUUCUGUGUUCUUCUGAAUCACAUGUUUGGUUGGCAUUAUUUGAUGCUUUAACUGACUGCUAGAAAUCCAUGGACGGCUGUAUCUGUUGUGCCAUUGAAAAGGGGCUUUUCUGUCACAUCUGGAUUGUGCUGACCAUUAGCAUCUCACUGUUCUAAGAACAAAAACUCAAAGUUGCAAUCUGUGUGUUUCAGCAGAAGACUCCGCAAGGACAUGUAAUGUGGGAGAAAAACAAACAAACAAAAAGCAAAUGCUACCACAACGAAACCAAUGAAUCCUAAAAGGAAUUACAGUAACAUGGUGGAGACAUUCUGAAAAAUGCUGUGCAUUUAAUAACAGGUGAAAGCACUCUCCUCCUUUCCAAGACUUGUUAAAAUGUUCUUCAGUUUCUUUACCAGGAAGUGUCAAGGAUGGCCAUAAAGAUCAGAAAAUAAAGAUACAGCAUAGCACUUGCAAACUGCUUGAAUGCACAUAUUAUAGCACUUGCAGAUUUCAAUGCCUUGAAAAGUGGUACUUGAUAGUGCACUUAUCUUUGCUCACUAUCUAGGUAAACAGGUGCCGCAUGAGCUAUGCAAUUUAAAGUGUUGACCCAUACUAGACAAAACUGGACUUACGAUAUGACUUUUUUAAUAUUUUUUAUACUUGAAAUUAAAUCUUUUGCUUCUUUUUUAAAGCGAAUGAUUGCUUUUAACGUUUGCACUGAUUUAGCUGCAUGAUUAGUCAAAAAACCUGCCAUUUGAAAAAAAAUGUUAUUUUUAUAGCAGCAAAAAUGAAUACAUUUAAAUGUAUUAUACAUAAAUUUUGGAACCAAAGAGGCCAACAUAUUAGUUAUAAUUUUUAUGAGAUGGCAAAGCCAUCAUAUAUUAUGUAGUUGUACUGAGCAAUCCCUCACAAGGCCUACCGAUUCUUUCAGGGUACAAAAUGGAUUCUGUUUGUUCUAGUCAAUGUCUUUUCUAUACCGUACGCACAUGGAACGUAUAGUGAAAAAACAACUGUUGUAGAAUACAUUACAAUAUGUACAUCCUUCAAGUCCAUUUUUUAUGUUUAUUUAAUAAAGUUCCUUUUAG
This is a messenger RNA of Gopherus flavomarginatus (Mexican gopher tortoise), 2934 nucleotides long. It is a transcript of the gene INHBB, whose product is annotated as inhibin subunit beta B. The transcript has 2 exons. Bases 1 to 1176 code for a protein of 391 amino acids. Gene Ontology annotation, molecular function: growth factor activity; cytokine activity. Gene Ontology annotation, biological process: SMAD protein signal transduction; BMP signaling pathway. The record is from RefSeq and is a predicted model, not a curated record. Gene Ontology annotation, cellular component: extracellular region. NCBI's taxonomy places the organism in Eukaryota, Metazoa, Chordata, Testudines, Testudinidae.